UGAUGGUUAAGAAAACUAGUAUUGUAAUUGUAAUCAGAAAAAAUAAUUAAAAUGUCUUUACCAUCUAUGUUACCUUCUUUACGAGGCAUAGUAAUUAAUCCAGUAUGGUUUAAUGUAGAUAGUCCUUGCGAUGACGAGGCUGAUGUAGCUGGAUUAGAACAGGAACAUCAAUCUUGGUUGAACUCAAUCGCUCAGUUUAACAUAGAUACUGUACCUAUCGGCAAGUUAACUAUCGAACAUCUUUCUGAAGAACCUGAUACAGAUGAUGAAGAUGAUGAUACAGAUAGUCAUGAUGAAGAAGAUGACGAAGACAUGAUUUUAGAUGUAACAGGUAGAGGUUACAUACCACCAGAGGAGUUAAGAGGACAACCCCAAAAUAUAGCUGCACAACAUGCUGUAAGCAGAUAAAUCUGAUGAGGAUUGAUCAUUGAUCAUGAACUAAUAUAGUAAUAAAAUUGAUAUUUUACUGUAAGUUGAAUGUAAUUGUAUUUGUA
Ctenocephalides felis (cat flea) is the source of this 494-nucleotide messenger RNA. Its product is annotated as anaphase-promoting complex subunit 15. The coding region runs from base 52 to 408 and encodes 118 amino acids. The transcript has 3 exons. The record is from RefSeq and is a predicted model, not a curated record. Gene Ontology annotation, biological process: regulation of mitotic cell cycle spindle assembly checkpoint. Gene Ontology annotation, cellular component: anaphase-promoting complex. Lineage: Eukaryota; Metazoa; Arthropoda; Insecta; Siphonaptera; Pulicidae.